Guyanagaster necrorhizus is the source of this 958-nucleotide messenger RNA. RefSeq lists its product as uncharacterized. The transcript has 7 exons. The record is from RefSeq and is a predicted model, not a curated record. NCBI's taxonomy places the organism in Eukaryota, Fungi, Basidiomycota, Agaricomycetes, Agaricales, Physalacriaceae. Bases 253 to 765 code for a protein of 170 amino acids.
ACCAAAUUAAAUUAUUUUGAAGCUUGAACUAUCGCAUGAGUAUCACGGAUUCCAUCACCAGGUUACACUUCCCGGGGCAAUAGUCCAAUAUCCGACACCCCACCAUUUCCUAUAUCAACUUCUCUUUCAACUUCUCUUUCAAAUCCUCCCAUUCUGCCUACGGUCCCAGAGCGUGUUACUUUGGAGAUCCACCAAGCAAGCCAAACAGUCGAGCUUACGGUGUACUUCUUCUCCGCGGUCUCGCCGAAUUCUAUGCUUCUUCUUCCGCCGCUUUCAGCUUCAGAUACUCACCCACGAUAUCACAUCUCUAUCGGCACCAACCCUUACGCCGAGUUCGUACAUAACGGCCAUCCGAAAGGGAGCGUCAGAAGUAUAUUGUGGAAGGGACAAGUCAAUAAUUUGUUUUGGGAUGAUGGCUCGACUACAAAGAAGUGCUACCAUAGACUUCAACGGUCAGGGGAGCCAGCACAGCUCACGCAACUUAAAAUAUAUCCGGAAAGUCAAGAACACUUUGAUGACAUCCUGAUAUCUAUCCUCGUUCUGGAGGGGAAACGCACCACCUUGGCUGUGAAAGACGAAGCUAUGCUUGCAAUUUCAUCCAUCCGAAAACCUAUGGGAGCUAUAUACACGCCGUCACUGUCUCGCGACAUCAGAUCUGCAGUAACGGAUGUUGGAAGACUUUCACGACAGCGACGCUGUCGUUACACGGACGUUCCACCGUCCGGGGAAGGAGAUGACUACAACAAUCAGCUUCAUUCUUUGUAAUAUGGGUGACCAAUAUGCAAUAAAACGGUUUUUUCGAAUCGAAGUGAAACACGCCUUGCAAUAACGGCGCCAAUUUGCUGUAUCCAGUCAGCUGUUCGCUCUGGGUCCAUCUCCUAUCGUCUGGCACCGACGUGUCCGUAGCUUAUCACAACAGAACGUAAGACAACCAUUAAAUUUGAUGUUGAUUAUUUCC